CGGCGCGCGGGCGCUAUAGGCAGUACGAGACUGCGGCUGCUCGUGCCUCCCCGCCCCUUCCCUCAAGAAACAUGGCGGCCGCCUGUGUGGGCUUCCGUUGACGGUGUCGCGGACUUUGCUUCUGGGCGUCUCGGGGCUCUGUGCGCUCAUUGGAUCCUUCCUUGAAGAUACUGGAGCUCCUGUUAAAGAGCCCGAAGAAAAUGGUGUCCAAGCAGGCCUUCCUCUGCAGCCUGGGCUCCAUCUACUUGUCUCUGCUCUUCGUUUUCCUCCUCAUGGAUGUUUACGCCAGGCCUGCGAACAAUUCGGCCUUGAAGGAGAAGGGGAUGGACAAGGACGAGAACGAGAUUCUGCCCCGAGACCACCUGAACGGCGUCAAGAUGGAGAUGGAUGGGCACCUCAACAAAGACUUUCAUCAGGAGGUCUUUUUGGGGAAGGAGAUGGAGGAAUUUGAUGAAGAUUCAGAACCACGAAGAAACAGAAAAAAACUCAUGGCAAUCUUUGCAAAGGUGGAUGUUAAUAAUGACAAAAGGAUCAGUGCCAAAGAAAUGCAGCGUUGGAUCAUGGAGAAGACGGAGGAGCACUUUCAGGAAGCUGUCAAAGAAAACAAGAUGCACUUCAGGGCGGUCGAUCCCGACGGCGACGGCCGUGUGUCUUGGGACGAAUAUAAAGUGAAGUUUUUGGCAAGUAAGGGCCACAAUGAAAAAGAGGUUGCAGAGAAGAUAAAGAACAAUGAGGAGCUGAAGAUUGAUGAAGAAACCUUGGAAGUUCUCGAUAACCUCAAGGAUCGCUGGUAUCAGGCCGACAACCCUCCAGCCGACCAGCUGCUGAACGAGGAGGAGUUCCUGUCCUUCCUCCAUCCGGAACACAGCAGGGGCAUGCUCAAGUUCAUGGUCAAGGAAAUCGUGCGGGACUUGGACCAGGACGGUGAUAAAAAGCUGGUUUUGUCUGAGUUCAUUUCCCUGCCCGUGGGGACAGUUGAAAACCAGCAGGCCCAAGACAUUGAUGACGACUGGGUGAAAGACAGAAAGAAGGAGUUUGAAGAAGUAAUUGACGCGAACCAUGACGGGGUUGUCACCAUGGAGGAACUCGAGGAGUACAUGGACCCCAUGAACGAGUACAACGCUCUCAAUGAAGCCAAGCAGAUGAUCGCCGUGGCCGACGAGAACCAGAACCAUCACCUCGAGAUGGAGGAGAUCCUGAAGUAUGGGGAGUACUUCACCGGAAGCAAGCUGAUGGACUAUGCCCGGAACGUGCACGAGGAGUUCUGAGGCUGCUUCCUCCUCGCUUGCCCGCCCCUGCUCCUGCCCCCCCGCCGAGAGGACAGAAUCUCCUGCUGCUGUUUGUGUCGUGUGCCUGUGUGUGCGCACUCGCCUGGUUCCGAAGCAGAGAGCCUUUCAUCCACUCAGAACUCUGAACGUUGGCUUCCGUCGUCCUGCCGCCUGUCCCAGAUCGGCAGCGCAGUGGCCGCUGACCGUCCUCUUCCCCACCAGACCCCUCCUUUGACUCGUGACACACACCUGUGAAGUGGCUGAGUGGGAUUGGGGGUGGGGGUGGAGAUGGGGGCUUCACCAUGGCUUAGAGCAGGGCAGACUGUGGCCCUUUUAAGGAAGAGGCAAGCCCAAGGCUAGUGCUUGACCAGUAGGAAGGAGGACAGAGAUGGGCAUUCACAGCUCCCUGUAGGUGACCCAUGUUGGGGCACCCCCUGGUGUGGAGUGCCUGGGGUGGGGUGGGGCCUGGCUGGGGGCAUCCCAGGCUUAGCCCUGAGGCCAUGGCAAAGGGACCUCUGUUGGUGUUUACUGUGGUGGCCUUGAAAUGAGUUGGUCCUUGGAGGUCAUGCAGGCUAGAGGAUCUUAAUUUGACAGGAGCAGCAUGAUUUCCACUGUUCUCUUACGUUUUCUGGAGUAAUCCUCAGGGCAUGCUUGGGUGUGGCUGAGCCCGAGUGUGAUGAGGAGAUGGGCUUUUUCUCCUUGUCCCUGAUGAUGAAGCCGGCCCCCUCGGAACAGACCUGUCAGGUCGCUUUGAGACACUUCCAUUUGUAUUGGGCCUCCCCUGCCCUUCCCGCUACAUUAUUUUGUCCCAGCGGCAUUUUUGUUUUUCAGAUUUAUUAAAAAUUGCCUCCAAAA
Messenger RNA from Vombatus ursinus (common wombat), 2123 nucleotides. RefSeq names its product stromal cell derived factor 4 (gene SDF4). Gene Ontology annotation, cellular component: endoplasmic reticulum. Gene Ontology annotation, molecular function: calcium ion binding. The coding region runs from base 201 to 1268 and encodes 355 amino acids. The transcript is spliced from 7 exons. Lineage: Eukaryota; Metazoa; Chordata; Mammalia; Diprotodontia; Vombatidae. The record is from RefSeq and is a predicted model, not a curated record. Gene Ontology annotation, biological process: calcium-ion regulated exocytosis.